This is a messenger RNA of Lithohypha guttulata, 1500 nucleotides long. RefSeq names its product Mitochondrial distribution and morphology protein 31, mitochondrial precursor (gene MDM31). Bases 1 to 1500 code for a protein of 499 amino acids. Gene Ontology annotation, cellular component: mitochondrial inner membrane. Gene Ontology annotation, biological process: mitochondrion inheritance. The record is from RefSeq and is a predicted model, not a curated record. The transcript has 2 exons. Lineage: Eukaryota; Fungi; Ascomycota; Eurotiomycetes; Chaetothyriales; Trichomeriaceae.
AUGCGCCCAUACAACGUGGAUGAGAUUGUGGGAUUUUUCUCCUGGAUUGCUAUAGGUCAUAUGGUCUGGCUAGUCAUAGGAACCACCACUUUCUUCUCCCUGGCUAUUCUCGCUAUCAACACAGUAUUUGCGCAAGAGACACUUGCUGGAUGGGUUGGAAAAUACCUCACAAAAUCGUCAGGCUUGCAGAUUGUGUUCGAAUCUGCGAUUGUGCCGAAAUGGGGAGAUGGUGUCAUCACUUUUAAGAAUGUCUUUGUCUCUCGCAGACCUGGUCAGGAUGCCAAGUCCACUGUCAAGAAGGGCUCACCAGAAGAGGCUGCUGCUGCCGCGGCCGCACGAGAGCGCAUUCCUCCAGAAGAGCAAAACUACACACAAUUUGAUAUAUCUCUGGGAGAAGUCAAUGUGACACUCUCGUUCAGCAAGUGGUGGAAUUCCAAAGGACCAUUACAGAACGUUGAGAUCAAACAUGUUAGAGGUGUUGUGGAUCGCACCCACGUAUACUGGAAUCCUGAUCAGCCCUACGACCCGAAAAGUGCACGACAUGAGCACAAUCCUGGAGACUUUGAAAUUGAGUCCUUCAAAAUUGAGGAUUUGCUGGUCACAUUACAUCAGCCAAAAGGCUUCAGACCAUUCACGAUUAGCAUCUACAAUGCGGAUCUGCCUCGACUACGAAAGCAGUGGAUCAUGUAUGAUUUCCUCUGUGCAACAAGCAUGACAGGAGAGUUUGACCACUCUCUAUUCACUAUUCACCCACGACAGACACAUUCUCAUACAGGAAUGGACUUGAACGAAGUCGCAAGUCACGAACCGUGGAAAAAGCAGUCUAGAAUACGUAUCGACGGUCUGAACAUUGAUCACCUCAAUCGAGGAGUCGAGGGUCCAUUUGGGUGGAUCAAAGAAGGAAAUGUCGAUCUUGUUGCCGACAUCAUGAUACCUAAUGAUAAUGACGAAAGUGUAAUAAAGGUGAUGAGCGACUUUUACGACCAAAUCGAAGCUCAGUUUCUGCUCAAGAAAAGGCAUUUACAGAAACUUCUCGACAACAACGUCACUUAUGGCGAGCAAGAGGAUGAGAAUGACCUGAGACGACCCUUGCCAGUUUCGAAGGAAGUAGAUCCGACUCCAGACUCGGACCGAAGGUAUUUGGUCAUGGACCUCAGAAUACACUUGAACGAUGUUCGAGCUACAGUACCGCUCUUCACGAAAGACCUGUCCUACGUCAACAACGCUCUCAUUCGACCUAUCGUAGCCUACAUUAAUUCGAGACGGACUUUCAUACCCAUUCAUUGUAGAGUAGUCAAGCGAGUCUCAGACAUGGACGGAUCAUGGACCGCAUACGACAGCGGCUUGAUGGACGAUGUGAGCGCUGAAGUCUACGAUGCAUUUUCAAAAGAUGUCACUGAUGACGAGGCACGAAUGAGGAGGUUCAAAAAAGUUGGCUUAUGGAGUUUGCAGUUAGCGGUGCAAGCGAUCUUUCUGGGUAUGGCUGGCAAUAUAGCCUAG